Molecule: messenger RNA, 1884 nt
Organism: Cheilinus undulatus (humphead wrasse)
Lineage: Eukaryota; Metazoa; Chordata; Actinopteri; Labriformes; Labridae
Gene: camk2d1
Product: calcium/calmodulin-dependent protein kinase (CaM kinase) II delta 1
Exons: 18
Coding region: 227-1663 (478 amino acids)
Biological process (GO): protein phosphorylation
Cellular component (GO): neuron projection; cytoplasm
Molecular function (GO): calcium/calmodulin-dependent protein kinase activity; ATP binding; calmodulin binding
Source: RefSeq, a predicted model, not a curated record
GACACAACAGCAGGUCGAGACGUCUCUGUCAACUCCAGGAGGGAAAACUGGGCUCCAAACAGAGAGGAGGAGAGACACCGAGCUCUGACUGCACCCCGGAAGUCAUCAUUCAGUCACUUAAACUUUGUUUUCCUUGUUGACACUUUGGGACACGGAGAGGAGUGACAGGAUUUGUGGAGAAUAUUAAAGGCUUUCCUGGUUCCUAAGUCUCCACGCUCACCUGAACAUGGCUUCAACGACCUGCACGAGGUUUACCGAUGAGUACCAGCUCUACGAGGAGCUGGGGAAGGGAGCGUUCUCAGUGGUGAGACGUUGCAUGAAGAUUUCCACAGGGCAGGAAUACGCCGCCAAAAUAAUCAACACUAAGAAGUUGUCUGCCAGAGAUCACCAGAAGCUGGAGCGAGAGGCCCGGAUCUGCCGCCUGCUCAAGCAUCCCAACAUCGUUCGGCUUCACGACAGCAUAUCAGAGGAAGGAUUCCACUAUCUGGUCUUUGACUUAGUGACCGGUGGUGAGCUGUUUGAGGAUAUCGUUGCUAGAGAGUACUACAGUGAAGCUGAUGCCAGUCACUGCAUACAGCAGAUUCUAGAAAGUGUAAAUCACUGCCACAUUAAUGGCAUAGUUCACAGGGACCUAAAGCCGGAGAAUUUGCUCCUCGCCAGCAAGUUGAAGGGAGCGGCGGUCAAACUGGCAGACUUCGGCCUCGCCAUUGAAGUGCAGGGAGACCAGCAGGCAUGGUUUGGUUUUGCUGGCACUCCAGGAUACCUGUCCCCAGAGGUGCUGAGGAAAGAUCCCUAUGGAAAGCCGGUGGACAUGUGGGCCUGUGGUGUGAUCCUCUACAUCCUUCUGGUGGGAUAUCCUCCAUUCUGGGACGAGGACCAACACAGACUCUACCAGCAGAUUAAAGCUGGAGCUUAUGACUUCCCAUCUCCUGAGUGGGACACGGUGACUCCAGAGGCCAAAGACCUGAUCAACAAGAUGCUGACCAUCAACCCGGCCAAGAGAGUGACGGCUACAGACGCUCUCAAACACCCCUGGAUCUGCCAACGCUCCACUGUGGCAUCCAUGAUGCACAGACAGGAGACCGUGGAGUGCCUGAAGAAAUUCAAUGCCAGAAGGAAACUAAAGGGUGCUAUCCUCACCACUAUGCUCGCCACUCGCAACUUCUCAGCAGCCAAGAGUUUGCUGAACAAGAAACCAGAUGGUGUCAAAGAGUCCAGUGAGAGUGCCAACACCACCAUCGAAGACGAGGAUGUGAGAGCUCGUAAACAGGAGAUCAUUAAAGUCACCGAGCAGCUGAUUGAGGCCAUCAACAAUGGAGACUUUGAGGCCUACACGAAGAUUUGUGACCCCGGCCUCACGUCCUUUGAGCCCGAGGCGUUGGGCAACCUGGUGGAGGGAACAGACUUCCACCGCUUCUACUUUGAGAAUGCUCUGGCCAAAGGGAAACUGCCCAUCCACACCAUCCUGCUCAACCCCCACGUGCACCUGAUCGGUGACGAGGCCGCCUGCAUUGCCUACAUCCGCCUCACCCAGUACAUCGACAGAGACGGCAUGCCCCGCACCAUGCAGUCAGAGGAGACCCGCAUCUGGCACCGCCGAGACAGCAAGUGGCAGAACAUCCACUUCCACCGCUCCGGCUCGCCCACUGUGCCCACCAAUUGAGAAGACGAUUUUUGACUACAAACACCCUCCAGCCUACAGCAGCCAGCUGAACAGACCCCGCCCACCAAGUGUCCAACAGUUCCUUCAGCCAAUCCCUGCCCAUGAUAGCUAGAGCUCCGCCCACUCAGUGUGUUGUUUACAUAUUGUCGCUGCUGGACUGAAGAUUCUUGUACUGGAGAAAAGCAAACCUUAACCAUGGGAGUAAAGUCUUGAUUUUGUCA